This is a messenger RNA of Prorocentrum cordatum, 2536 nucleotides long. The record is from the annotation of a GenBank genome assembly. Lineage: Eukaryota; Dinophyceae; Prorocentrales; Prorocentraceae.
GAUUGAGUCGCCAUGGUCCUGCAAGGUGGCACAACCGUACCCAUGUUGGCUCAAGUCUUCCACGGGGACACAGUCGGCGAAGUUACUCUCGUCCCCUCCCUGGGGUGGCAAAGCUGCAAUCUGCCUGAAGUAUCAUGGGUGUGGUGGGAGAUGUCUAAUUCGGCGGACCCCGCGCGAAUCUCAUCCUAUCUGACAACUGAUUUGUACCCACCUCAGAGGGCGACCAGCAGUAGUGGAUCACAAAUAUGUAUUCCACCGGUCUCAACACAAGCAUUGCAUGCAGAACAAGGGUCAAGCUCCGACGGACCAGGCGACGAUGGCCCGAUAUGUACACAUGAGGGGACACGCGUAGGCAUGCUUAACGACCUCGACGUGUUCAAAAUAUUCCAGGUCAAGAUGCUGGCGAAGCUGAAUAUAUAUAUAUAUAUAUAUAUAUAUAUAUAUAUAUAUAUUCGAGUUCAGCGAUUAUGGUCGCGUUGUUGCAGCGCUGAGCAGCAUGAGCUCAGCAUCCUUUGUGAUCCAUGGACUGCUCGUUCCGCAGCGCUGGGACCUGAUGAGUAUUUUCCCGCGGCCAGUCUUCGAAGUCCGAAGUGAGUUUCUGGAGCUGGUUCAGAAUUGGGCCGCGGGGUUCCUUUACGUAGCGCUCGGCGUGCUUCUCCCCCAUCUGGCGAGGUGCAGCAGCGUGCACUUGCAGCGGACGCUGAGCGUUGCGAACCGCAAGGCCCCAAAUAUGAAACUCGGCCGUCCAUACAUGUUCUUCUCCUCUGUCUUGUGGCCGGUUGCUUUUCUAUCGGGUAUGGUUGCGCCAGUGUUAAUUUGGUUGCCCUUGCUGUAUGGGGACGGCUUUGCGAGGCAAAUGCAGGUUGGGUUUUGGACUGCAUUCAGCGUUUUCACCUGGUCCAUCGGCAUGCUCUGCUUUGGACCUUGCAUGGUGGAAGAAAUCGGUACGAUAGCCGUGCAAACAAUUGUCGACGGUGUCGUUAAGGAGGUGGCCGACAUGCGUGCCACGCCAAACCAGUGGCAAAAUGUGCUGGACUUAGUGAGGGCGACAGAUUUUUUGGUGGUGGACACCUUCGAUUGGAAGUGCCUGGGGCGUUUGAUCAUAUUUCGCGUCUCCAUGCUCUUCUCGCUCGCAAUUGGAUUCGGCGUUGUUGGAACCGUCCACUCAAGGUAUCUUUCGAGAAAGGGCACAAUGGUGAUGGGGGGGCUGUCAGCAAUUUGCGGCUGUGCUAUUUUAUUACGUGUGGGACUCAUCAACGGGACGUGUAGUAACAAGCAGCCUGGCUCUAAGUGUCUUACGGCAGAGUUGCUCCAUAUAAUGGUGGAGCAUGAAUUGAGACAUGAUUCGGAACCGAGGGCCUUCUGUCAGUUGUCGUUUUACCUCAGCGAGCGAACGAUUGGCAUAGAGUUGUUGGGUACUCGAAUCACCACUGAUUUUGUAGCAAAUGUCGCACUACGAACAUGCUUUUACUUUCCAGCCGCGGUCGCUGUCAUUGAAUGCGUAUGGCACAAUCAUACCAUUGACGACAUCGUGACGACAUCAUAAAGGGCCACAGCGGGAACACCAGCGAAUGAUAUGACGCGCUCGCUGCCUGCUCAAGCUUCCUGAUCAAAGUGUUGCAGGAAAGCGUCGUUAUAAUCAUUACUAGCCAGCCGAUCUGCGGUUGAUCGGGAGUUUUUCUGUACAUAGAAGAAGGGGCGUGCGUUUCUGGGCGAGAGGUGAAUGGUCGUGGGUUAUCCUUGGGGGCGCGGUGGGGCCUGACCUUCCCGCGCGCCAGGGGUCGGGAUGACGUGAGUUCCGCUCGAAUUCCUCCGAAUGAUAUCAUGAGUGGAAUGAACACCCGACGCACAUGCGCUGGCCCUUCGGGUCGCAUGCAUCCUGACUGCAUACCGCAAUUCCCCACGAGCCGUUCGGCGUAGUUGGCAGUCUGCAUCGGCAUCAUUGGCGUGUGCUGUGCUCACCACUUGCAUGGUUGUUGUAUGAACGCCGCCGUGAUGGCAUCUUCGAUGCGGGUACGUAUUCGCUGCUCGAGGAAGAUAUGAUAACACAUCUGAUGGCUUCUGGGCAAUAAGGGAUCCCGAAUUCUGCAUGUCUGCUGUUUUCCCAGCCCCCGACGCGCGCCACGGCUCGCCUAUCGCAGGUUGGCUCGAGCGCCGCUUCCGAUGUCUUUCUCGCUCCCUCCUCCGCCUCUCCCUCUUCCUCCCCUCCUCCUCCUCCUCCUCGCGCGGCUGCCUCUUUCGAGCCAGGCUGGGGUGGCUGUGGUCGCAGCCUACUGCAUCUCCGCUUCUCUGCAUCCCUCGCGGCGGGAAACGAGCCACGUUUUGUUGGGGGAGCGUUCUCCCAAGCAGUGGCAGCAAAUCGCCCGCGCCCGAGUCCGUGACACUUGUGUGUGCCCCUGCAGUCCACAGGGGGGGCAGGACCUGUCCGCCAGCGGCGUGGCGUGUUGAGGCUGUCUCUGGACGCAUGAGGAGCGUAAUGUGGCAGGCAGGAGCAAAGACCCCCUGUCGCCCAGGAGAAAAGACAUGGCCCUGCAGA